Xiphophorus couchianus (Monterrey platyfish) is the source of this 6017-nucleotide messenger RNA. It is a transcript of the gene st8sia3, whose product is annotated as ST8 alpha-N-acetyl-neuraminide alpha-2,8-sialyltransferase 3. Gene Ontology annotation, molecular function: alpha-N-acetylneuraminate alpha-2,8-sialyltransferase activity. Bases 858 to 2105 code for a protein of 415 amino acids. Gene Ontology annotation, biological process: N-glycan processing; oligosaccharide metabolic process. NCBI's taxonomy places the organism in Eukaryota, Metazoa, Chordata, Actinopteri, Cyprinodontiformes, Poeciliidae. The transcript is spliced from 5 exons. The record is from RefSeq and is a predicted model, not a curated record.
UUUAACUUGCUAACUGAUUAUUAUCUGACAUUGAGGUCUUGCUGAUUCCAGCUGUAGAACACGGUGGUGGAGAGGUGAUGAUGUGGGGAAACAUUCUGGGGUCAAAUGAGGUCACCAGUCUCAUUUGCUUCUCAAUGUCCUUCCAGGUUCAUCUGCUCUAAAAAUGAACAAUUAAUCACAAGCAGGUGAAAUAAAUGUAGAAAAUCCCUUAUAUAAAUGUAACUAAAUAAACGGAACCAUGUUUUAAGGUUUUAAUGAAGCUACGUGAAUCUCUUCUGGCGCUGCUGCCUGUUUCUGCUGCGUUCAGGUGGAUCGGAGUUAUUUUUCGGUCUCUGGAGACAUUUGUCUGUCCUCUCUCUCCCGGAGCUCCGCCUCGGAUGUUGCUGCCGCUGCUGCUUGUUUAUCUGAUUACAGCCUUACAGGAGCUGCUUUCUCCUUAAAGCGACACCAGUUUAAUUAAUCGGCCUGAACCAGCAGCAGCAGCAGGAGGAGGAAGAGGAGGAGGAGGAGGAAGAGGAGGAGGAGGAAGGAGACCGAGGCGGAGGAUGCAGAUGAAGAGCAGCAUCCAUCUUCUCGCUGCCUCCCUGAUUUCGGCGCCUUGCACGAGGAUUAUGAAUCCGAUCUGAGCCGCCAUGGAUGCGGGGAAACCCUCCAGCUUCUGCUCGGAUUUCCACCCUGCAGGAGGAGCGGGCCGUGAACGCGUCACGCAUUCAGGUAGUCGGUGAAGCUGCGGAGUGUCCAGCGCGGCCUCAGUGAGGUAACACCACCCGGAACCCUUCCUCCCUCCACCCCCACAUGGACCUCUGACAAACGCCCUUAGCUCCGCCGCAGACGCGGUGCGCAGAUGCGGCGCGCCGAUGCGACGCGCCUGGUUGUCCGCGCUGCGCGUCGCGCUGCGGCCGCUCGCUGAGGCUCUGGUCCGGGACGGCGGCUGCCCGCGGCGCGGCAGGAUGGUGCGCAUCGCCAGCGCGCUGGGGCUCAUCAUCUUCAGCGUGGCGCUGCUCAUCCUGUCGCUCAUCAGCUACGUGUCCAUCAAGAAGGACUUCCUGCCCGGAUCCCCGCGGUACGGACCCAACGGAGGCCCCAGGAUGUACAUGUUCCACACGGGGUACCGCGAGAGGCCACCUCGUAAACCCGACCUGAGCUCCCAGCUGGCCAUGAAGUACCUGGAUCCAGACUUCGUUCCUCUGUCCAACGCUCUGACCGAGGAUCUGCAGAACGCCUCUAAAUGGAGAUACAACAGCACAGCUUUCACACAGCUGAGGACGGAGAUUUCUCAACACAUCGACAUCCCCCGUAAUUUCACGUUGACCCGGGACUCCGUCAGAGUCGGCCAGCUGAUGCACUUUGACUAUUCCAGUCACAAAUAUGUCUACUCCAUCGGUGAGAACUUCCGGUCGCUGCUGCCGGAGGUUUCGCCCGUCCUCAACAAGCGCUACAACGUCUGCGCCGUCAUCGGGAACAGCGGCAUCCUCACCGGCUCGCGCUGCGGGGCCCAGAUAGAAAAAUACGACUUUGUCCUCCGAUGCAACUUCGCGCCAACGGAGAUUUUUAAGAAGGACGUUGGGCGUCGGACCAACAUGACGACCUUUAACCCCAGCAUCCUGGAGAAAUACUACAAUAAUCUGCUGACUGUGCAGGACAGGAACAACUUUUUCCUGAGCCUGAAGAAGCUGGACCGAGCCAUCCUGUGGAUCCCAGCGUUUUUCUUCCACACUUCGGCCACGGUGACCAGGACGCUGGUGGACUUCUUUGUGGAACAUCGAGGCCAGCUGAAGGUCCAGUUGGCCUGGCCUGGAAACAUCAUGCAGCACAUCAACAACUACUGGAAAACCAAGCAUUUGUCUCCGAAGCGCCUGAGCACCGGGAUCCUGAUGUACACGCUGGCGUCCUCCAUGUGCGACCAGAUCCACCUGUACGGGUUCUGGCCCUUCGGCUGGGAUCCCAACACCGGGAAGGAGCUGCCGUACCAUUACUACGACAAGAAGGGCACCAAGUUCACCACCAAGUGGCAGGAGUCCCACCAGCUGCCAGCCGAGUUCAAGCUGCUCUACAAGAUGCACACCGAGGGUCUGCUGAAGCUCAGCCUGUCGCACUGCACUUAGCGUCUGGAUUCAGACCGCUAACCAGCACCGCUAACGGCUAAACUACGGCCAAACUACGGCUAAACAACAACAAUGGAGUCAUUCAGAGUGAAAGCAGAAUCAGGACAUAAGUGACCUGAGUGAAGCCGGCCCCCAAACCUGCUUCAAAGCUAAUAAAAUUAGCGUCAAACUUUUGUGCCGCGUUUUUGCUGCCAGCAUUUUAAAAACAUUAAUUAAAAAGUUUUCAGAGGCUAACCGGCCUUCGACGUCCAAAUUGGUGUCAAACAUUUGUGCUGCGGAAAUUUUUGUUUGUGCUGCUUUUGCUUUAAACACAUUAAUAAAAGUUCAAAGGUCAACCAGCUCAAACACUUUACUCAAAUCUAACAAAAUUUGUGUUAACAUUUGUACUUGAUUUGUGCUGCAAUUUUUUGUGCUGCUUUUGCUUGGAAAAUAGUAAUAAAAGUUUAAACACAUGAUCCAAAUAAACCGAAAUUGAUGUCAAAUGUUUGUGCUUCGUUUGUGCCGCAAAGACUUUUAUUUGUGCUGCUUUCAUUUGAAAGACAUUAAUAAAAAUGUUUCCAGAGGUCAACCAAACAAAAUUGGUGUCCAUCAACUCUGCUGUGUUUGUGCUGCAAAAAGUUUAUUUGUGCUGCUUUUGCUUUGAAGAUCUUCAUCAAAGUUUAAAGGUCAAAAGGUCAACCAUUGACAUUGAUUCUGUAAAUUGAGGGAUGUUUGAACUCUGGAAACUUUAUUAUUUAUGUUUUUAAAAUGAUAGCAGCACAAAUAACAAUCUUUGCUGCACAAACACUUAACACCAACUUUGUUUUCUUUGGGUAAUGUUGGAGUGCUGGUUGACCUUCUGACCUUUAAACUUUCCUCAAUAUAUUUAAAGCCAUAGCUACAGUAUUGAAAUUUUCUGCAGCACAAACGCAGCAGAGUUGAUUGACACCAAUGUUGUUUGAUUUCGUAAACGAUUUGGAGCUGGUUGACCUUUGAUGACCUUUGGAAGCCUUUAUUAAUAUCUUUAACAUGAUAGCGGCACAAAGGCAAAUUUCUGCUGCACAAACGUAGCACAAACUGACACCAAUUUGUUAGAUUUGAAGAAGGAGGGCUGCCAGCUUCACUCAGGUGAGAAAAUGGCUGCAGCUCUUGGGAAGAAUCUGAGCUGCAAACGGCAACAAUCCGAUACGCUGAAACUUUUGUUUUCUAACGUUUAAAACGAAACAUUAAUCAAGCUGUUUUCUGUUUUCUGCGUUUUUGUUGGUUUUAUUUGCUAUAUUUAAAAACUGAAAGUACAUUUCCAACUUUUGACCAUCUCGAUAUUAUUUUGAGGUGUGCAGAAAACAUUUGUGGACUCAGUUAGGGCAUCAUUAAAAAAGUCAAGGUUCUAAAGCGUAGCAACAAAAUGAGGAACCAUUCAGUAAACUGGAAACAGGCGUGGAGUUAAAAUGGGAAACAAAGCAACUUAAAGCCAGAAGCGUUACUGUAAAGAUAAAAUUAAAAACAAAACGAAACAAGACGCUAGCUAAUAACAGCUAGCAGCCAUUUUUAUUUAGCGGGACAAUAAUCUGUUUUCCAGUUCUUUAAAAUUUUUACUCAGGUCAAGUAGUUCCAUAAAAAACAUUUUUUGAUGGUUUGUUAGCAGCUUUAGAUGCUAAAAGUCUGAUUGUUGCUAGUUUAUGCUAGCUAUGCUAGCUAUGCUAAGUGACCAUUUUGUUUCUUUUUGUAAUUCAUCUACUUCUUAAACACGCCAUAAUUUAAGCCCAUUGCCUUCAACAAUGCAAAAGUUAUAUUCAUAAAUAUGUUUAAUAAAUAUUAAUGGUUGCCGUAAAUGAAGCUAGUGCCAAAGCUAACAGCAGUUAGCUGCCAUUCUGGUUGUUAGGGAGACAGUCGUCUGUUUUUCAGUUCUGUAGCCAUUUUUGUGCUGCUGGCUGGAGAUUUAUUAGUUUUCUGAAAAACUAAUACUUAAAUUAAAAUUACAUUUAAUCAUUUUCUCCUGGUUAGCUAGCAGCCCUAGAACGCUAAUGCUGGUUGGCUAAAAUAAAAGCUAGCAAGCUAUUACAUUAUUACACUGUUUUAAAACAUGUUAUUAAACCCUAAUAGAUAAUAAUAAAAACCAUAUUUGUUAUGGUUUCUCUGAAAAUGCUAAUGUUUGUUAGCUGGUGCCAUUGCUAGCUGAAUGCAAUUAGCUGCUUUUGUUGCCAUAUUGUGUUUAUUAAAUCAGCUUUUUGCUUAGAUUUAGUGAUUACAUUAAAUAAACAUUUAUAUUUUAAAAUUAGCUGAUAGUCAAAUGUUAGCUUAACAAACAGCUGCCCAAUAUUUUACCUGAUUUUAAUCUUCAUGUAGUAGAACUCCUCGACAAAUUGAAAGAACUGUUUUGUUGUUUAAAACUUUGGAGCAAUUCUCUCUUUCUAUCUUUCUUUCUUUCUUUCUUUCUUUUUUAAUCUUACGUGACUUAAAUCUAAAUUGGCUGCUGUUACAUUGUGUACCAGUAAAUCUGCUAAAACCAAGGCUAACAAGCUGUUAGGUUAUAAAUCUACCAGGAGACAGCAACAACGGCGAGCGACUGCAGAAACGUUGAACGUGCUGUGCCUCCAUCCGUCACCCUGACCUCCACACCCGGCUUUCCGCUUGGUUGCAUACAGAACACUCUACCUCCUGCGCUGGUGCUGGACGUUCACACUGGACAGGCCGGAUCUCGUUUGAAACUCAACGAUGAAGCAGGAAUCUACCAAUAACGAUGCUAACUGGAACAGAACGACGGAGAAAACGACUUUAUGUUGAGCAUCAAUUCCUGCUUUGCUUGGUUUUCAAUGGGAGUCGGUGUAAAAUGAAAGCACUUAGAGAAUUAAAGCCACAAUUUGUCACUGUUGAUGACUCAUAAUUCUCCUUACAUGUUGUCAUGUUAUCAUCUAUGAGCUAAACUGGGCUAAUUAAAAAUGGUUUGUGAUCCAUUUAUUUACGGGAUAAAUUGGACAGUUGGUGGAAAUGUUGUGGAUGUGCAUCUCAGGUUUUUCUGACUGUAUUAAAGCAGAAUGUUGUUUUUUUUGUUGUUGUUGUUGCUUCUCAGCAGUGGCGACCCUAAGAGAGGGCUAAGGGGGGCCAUGGCCCCCUCCUAAAAAAUAUUGGUCACUAAAAAAAAUAAUAAAAAUACAUUUUCAUCAAGCAAAACCCAAUAAAUAAAUGCAUAUAAUUUUAAAUGAAAUUAAAAAUGUAUUCAAAGAAACACAUUUUAUAUAUUUGGCCACCUGUAUUAACAUUUUCUUGGGGCUCCUGCUUCUUUUAUUAACAUUUUAAAUCAGUUAUUGUUAUCAAAGUCUGAUUCUGAUUUAAAAUCUUAUUUCUUGUUAUUAAUUUCAUUUUUAUCAGCCCUUUAAAACCACUGGAUGAACUUUAGGCUCAUUAAAUGUGAAUGAUUGUCUGCAAAACGCUCAUUUUCCUCGCAGGUGAGGAUGCCAUGUUUUUCUAUGUGCUGCCAUGUUUGAGUGAAAUCCCCCAAACUGGGUCUAUUUUUGUAAGCUUAGCUGCAUUUUCUGCUUUUUGCCUUCAUUUCUUUUUCUGCUCUUGUUUGUAAACAAAAAUACAAACAUGACGAGAAAUGUGUCUUUGACGAAAAAGAUUGUUUUAUUCUUGCUGAAAAAGGGAAAUAUUAUUUUGCAACAUGAUUUAUUAUCCAUAAAGUUAAAGUGGGUGUUGUGGUUAUAUUUUUGAACAUAUUUGUGUUUCAGUAAAAUGUCAUUUUUACAUUUUGGAUGAAACAGCAGCUGCAUCAAAUCAGUUUGUCAUUCAGAUUAACUAUACAGUAGAGACACAUUUAGACAUCACACAAACAUACUGUAGUUUAAAAAUGUUUCAAUUAAUCAAAUACUUGAAAUAAAUUAUAUCUACUCUGUAUUAAUCACUUAAUCACUGAAUAAACUCAAACAUAAGUUU